CGUCAACAUGGCGUAGUGACGACGACUGCAGCCUGCCAGAGAGAGACAGGAGGCGAUACGACGAAGAGGGUACCAUUCUGCCGAGCGUCAAGAUAACUUGUCUUUUAUUUAUGCAUUCUUUCGCACCAUCGGGGGAAUAGGGUGCGAUUCGAAGAACAGGAGAGGAUCAUUUACCCUUUCUUUUUAAUAUUCCUUAAUAUCCCCCCUUGUCCACCGGCCUCUCCGUUGUCUAUUUGAUGCAGCAGAAGGACUGACUGUUGAGAGCAGGUGUGUGUUAGAAGGAGACCCCAGCGGCCGCUCCUCUCUCCGUCCUCUCCAGUGUCCAAAGAGGAAAUGUCGAGUGAGAAGCCGGCUUCUGCACCUCCGCUGUCGGAUCCAGACCGAGCCGCUCACCCCCCGGGCCCCGGCCAGCCCCAGGUCGUUACGGGCGCUGGCUCUGCUCCCAUCGGGGACAGGAUGGUCUCUGGAUCCGGCUCCAUGGUGCUCCCGGCCGUGCCGAUCAGGAAUAUCCAAAUGAAAUUCGCCGUACUGAUCGGCCUCAUUCAGGUUGGCGAGGUUAGCAACCGGGACAUCGUCGAAACGGUUCUCAACCUGCUGGUGGGAGGUGAGUUUGACCUGGAGAUGAACUUCAUCAUUCAGGACAGUGAGAGUAUCGGUUGUAUGGUCGACCUACUGUCUCACUGCGAAGUCACCUGCCAAGCUGAGGUGUGGUCCAUGUUCACAGCCAUCCUGAGGAAGAGUGUGAGGAACCUUCAGACCAGCACAGAGGUGGGCCUCAUACAACAGGUCCUGUCCAAGAUGAGCUCUGUGGACGACAUGAUCGCAGAUCUGCUAGUGGAUAUGCUGGGGGUGAUGGCCAGCUACAGUAUCACAGUGAAGGAGCUGAAGCUUCUAUUCAGUAUGCUGAGGGGAGACAACAGUGUCUGGCCUAGACAUUCUAUCAAGUUGUUGUCUGUGUUGAACCAGAUGCCUCAGAGACACGGUCCAGACACCUUCUUCAACUUCCCUGGUCGCAGCGCAGCAGCCAUAGCGUUGCCGCCCAUCGCUAAGUGGCCUUACCAGAACGGUUUCACUCUCAACACCUGGUUCAGACAAGAUCCCCUCAACAACAUCAACGUAGACAAGGACAAACCAUACCUCUACUGUUUCCGGACAAGUAAAGGUAUUGGUUACUCGGCUCACUUUGUGGGGAACUGUCUGAUCGUGACAUCACUCAAGUCCAAGGGGAAAGGCUUCCAACAUUGUGUGAAGUACGACUUUCAACCCCGCAAGUGGUACAUGAUCAGCAUCGUCCACAUCUAUAAUCGUUGGAGGAACAGUGAGAUCCGUUGCUAUGUCAACGGUCAGCUGGUCUCCUACGGCGACAUGGCCUGGCACGUCAACACCAAUGACAGUUAUGAUAAGUGUUUUCUAGGUUCGUCGGAGACGGCGGAUGCUAACAGGGUGUUCUGUGGUCAGCUGGGGGCCAUCUACGUGUUCAGUGAGGCUCUCAACCCCGCUCAGAUCUUCGCCAUACAUCAACUGGGUCCGGGUUACAAGGUAAAACGCACACACACACACACACACACACACACACACACACACACACACACACACACACACACACACACACACACACACACACACACACACACACACACACACACACACACACACACACACACACACACACACACACACACACACACACACACACACACACACACACACACACACCUUUGUGUUGUUUCAGAAACACCAAUGUCCUUUUCCCUGUCAGUUUGGCACCUGCCUAGGCCAAGAAUCUGGAAUUAUAGAAUUGUGCGUUGUCUGUGUGUGUGUGUGUGUGUGUGUGUGUGUGUGUGUGUCUGUCUGUCUGUCUGUCUGUCUGUCUGUCUGUCUGUCUGUCUGUCUGUCUGUCUGUCUGUCUGUCUGUCUGUCUGUCUGUCUGUCUGUCUGUCUGUCUGUCUGUCUGUCUGUCUGUCUGUCUGUGUGUCUGUCUGUGUGUCUGUCUGUGUGUGUGUGUAUAUGUAUUUGUAUAAACCUGCGUGUGUGUGUUGUUGCAGUGCCACCCUGCUAGUGUUCCUGGUUGAGCUGCUGAAGAGCUCCGUAGCCAUGCAGGAACAGAUGUUGGGGGGGAAAGGAUUCCUGGUGAUCGGGUACCUGCUGGAGAAGUCGUCCAGGGUCCACAUCACCAGAGCGGUGUUGGAACAGUUCCUGUCCUUUGCUAAGUACCUGGACGGGUUAACCCACGGAGCGCCACUACUCAAACAGCUGUGUGACCACGUCCUCUUCAACGCUGCCAUCUGGAUACACACACCCGCCAAAGUUCAGCUGUCCUUGUACACCUACCUGUCUGCGGAGUUCAUUGGCACGGCGACCAUCUACAGCACCAUCCGUCGCGUCGGCACCGUGCUGCAGCUGAUGCACACGCUGAAGUACUACUACUGGGCCAUCAACCCACUGGAGAGCAGCGGCAUCACGCCGAAAGGACUGGAUGGACCGAGGCCGUCCCAGAAGGAGAUCAUCUCUCUCAGAGCCUUCAUGCUGCUGUUCCUCAAACAACUCAUACUCAAGGAUCGGGGCGUGAAGGAGGACGAGCUACAAAGCAUCCUGAACUACCUGCUCACCAUGCAUGAGGAUGACAAUAUCCAUGAUGUUCUUCAGUUGUUGGUGGCUCUGAUGUCAGAACACCCAGCCUCCAUGAUCCCAGCUUUCGACCAGAGAAACGGCAUACGGGUGAUCUGUAAACUCCUAGCCUCUAACAGUGAGAACAUCAGAGUCCAGGCUCUCAAAGUCCUGGGAUACUUCCUCAAACACCUCGGACACAAGAGGAAGGUGGAGAUCAUGCACACACACAGCCUGUUCACCCUGCUGGGAGAGAGGCUGAUGAUCCACACCAACACAGUCAGCGUCACCACCUACAACACACUCUAUGAGAUUCUGACAGAACAGGUGUGUACCCAGGUAGUCCACAAGCCUCACCCAGAACCUGACUCCACCGUCAAGAUACAGAACCCCAUGAUACUGAAGGUGGUAGCGACCUUGUUGAAGAGCUCUAGUCCCAGUCCUGAACUGAUGGAGGUCAAGACACUGUUCCUGUCUGACAUGAUCACACUGUUCAGCAGCAGCCGAGAGAACAGACGGUGUCUGUUACAGUGUUCAGUGUGGCAGGACUGGAUGUUCAGUCUGGGCUACAUCAACCCUAAGAGCCCAGAGGAGCAGAAGAUAGCAGAGAUGGUCUAUAACGUCUUCAGGAUCCUGCUCUACCACGCCAUCAAGUAUGAGUGGGGAGGAUGGAGGGUCUGGGUGGAUACGUUGUCCAUCGCUCACUCCAAGGUAACCUACGAGGCCCAUAAGGAGUACCUGGCUAAGAUGUACGAGGAGUACCAGCGACAGGAGGAGGAGAACAUCAAGAAGGGGAAGAAAGGUUCUGUCUCCACCAUCUCCGGCCUCUCGGCCACGCCCGCCCCCGUCGUCAACGGCAACCUGGAGAUCCGCGAGCUGGAUGACCACUCCCAGAGCCAGACCCCCGAGAGUGAGGCCGAGUACGGAGAGGGAGGAGCAGCUGGAGCAGGAGGGGGCUCCAGGAAUCUGCUUGCUGAGGGAGGGGUCGGGUUAGGGUUGGGAGUGAAGGGACCCAACAGAGAGGCUUUGACACCUGGGGAGGAAGGUCAAGGGUCAGGCGUUAGGGUCGAAGUUCAUGACCUCCUGGUGGAUAUCAAGGCGGAGAAGGUGGAGGCCACAGAGGUCAAACUAGACGACCUGGAUCUGUCUCCAGAAGGGAUGGUAGGAGGAGGAGGAGUGAUGGAGGGACUGGUUGGAAGAGGAGUGAUGGAGGGACUGGGAGGAGGGAUAGGAGGGAUAGGAGGAGGGAGGAUGGAGGGAUUGGGAGGAGGAGGGAUAGGAGGAGGGAGGAUGGAGGGACUGGGAGGAGGAGGGAUAGGAGGAGGGAGGAUAGAGAACGGGCCCCUGGUGGAGGUGGACUCCCUGCUGGACAGCGCCUACAGUGCCGUGGUGCAGAAGCUGAAAGGGAACCACGGUAACCUGGCAUCUAAAGAUGAGACGGUGGUCACGGGGCUGGGGCUUGGCACCAUGGAGGAUGAUGGGAACAUGGGUCCGCUCAUCACCCUUGCCGACGAGAAAGACAGCGUCCCUAGCAACAACGGAUUCCUCUUCAGCAAGGUUGAUGAGAAGCUGCUUCCAGCACUGGCCACCACAGACCCUCUGGUUCUGCCCAGCCCGGACCAGCCCAACCCCUUAGGCUCUGUCCCCGUCCACUCCUCCACCAGCGCCAGCGAUGACCUGAGUCUCCUAGCCCACAUGACCUCCUGCAGGGGCUCAGACCUGAGCCAAGCCCAGGGAGGGCUCCCCGAGGUCGGGCCCUUCAAGAUCCAGAGCCCCCUGGCUGACAUCAGCUCCAUUGCCCAGAGAGAGAGUCAGGCAGCUGAGGGCCACCCAGGGGGAGAGGGUCCGUCUGGGGCAGAUGGAGAGGCGGUGGGGGGUAAGGCUGGAGGUGACACGGUGAGCACCACGUCUGAUACAGAAAGGUCUGAUGAUGGGAAGGAGAUGAAGAUCCAGACCACGGCCACUACUCAGGCUCUCCACGGUCGCACGGCGGCCCAGUUGGAACGUGACCUGCGUGUGGACCUGGGCUUCAGAGGGAUGCCCAUGACAGAGGAGCAGCGGCGCCAGUUCAGCCCCGGGCCUCGCACCACCAUGUUCCGUAUCCCAGAGUUCAAGUGGUCGCCCAUGCACCAGCGCCUCCUCACUGACCUGCUGUUCGCCCUGGAGACUGACGUGCACGUGUGGAGGAGCCAUUCAACCAAGUCAGUAAUGGACUUUGUGAACAGCAAUGAGAACAUCAUCUUUGUCCACAACACUAUACACCUCAUCUCUCAGAUGGUGGACAACAUCAUCAUCGCCUGUGGAGGGAUCCUCCCUCUGCUCUCUGCAGCCACCUCCCCCUCUAGUUCUAAGGUUAGUACGAACACUAAGGCGGGAGGAGAAGGAGGAGCCGACUCCCACAAAGGGUCAAAAGGCGAGGAGGUGACCCCUGUUCCGGGGGGCGGAGGGACAGGGGGAGAGGUUGAGUUAGAGAACAUGGAGUUGACCCAGGGCAUGUCUUCAGAGACGGCUGUGUCCUUCCUGUCUCGGCUCAUGGCCAUGGUUGACGUUCUGGUGUUCGCCAGCUCUCUCAACUUCUCUGAGAUAGAGGCUGAGAAGAACAUGUCCUCUGGAGGUCUGAUGAGACAGUGUCUACGACUGGUAUGCUGUGUAGCCGUGAGGAACUGUCUAGAGUGUAGACAGAGACAGAGAGAUAGAGAUAUAGGUUGUCUCUCCAAGUCUAACCUGCCCAGCAGCAAGUCACAGGACAGCCUACAGAGCUCCGCUGCAGCUAGCAAGGAUCCAGACAGACUUCUACAGGACGUUGACAUCAACCGCCUCAGAGCUGUCGUCUUCAGAGACGUGGAUGACAGUAAGCAGGCUCAGUUCCUUGCCCUGGCGGUGGUCUACUUCAUAUCUGUCCUGAUGGUGUCAAAGUACCGGGACAUCCUGGAACCACAGAGAGAGAUUGGCAGGUCAAGCAGCCUAUCAGGGAGGAGCAUCCGCCACGAGAUCAACUCCCCCACUAGUACAGGUAUAGAAACCCUGAGUUACCCUGUUUUCUGUCCCUCUGGUGUCGUCACACAACACAAUUUGAAAUUAUUUCAAGAUUCGAAUAGUAUCAUCAUUUUUUUUUGUCGGCUAUCUGGAUAUUCCGUAGGUUUUUAACCUGAGCAGUGCUGC
Messenger RNA from Salvelinus fontinalis (brook trout), 5769 nucleotides. Its product is annotated as neurobeachin-like. Lineage: Eukaryota; Metazoa; Chordata; Actinopteri; Salmoniformes; Salmonidae. The transcript is spliced from 30 exons. Bases 334 to 5754 code for a protein of 1806 amino acids. Gene Ontology annotation, molecular function: protein kinase binding. Gene Ontology annotation, biological process: intracellular protein localization. The record is from RefSeq and is a predicted model, not a curated record. Gene Ontology annotation, cellular component: cytosol; membrane.